Messenger RNA from Petromyzon marinus (sea lamprey), 1808 nucleotides. It is a transcript of the gene ABHD11, whose product is annotated as abhydrolase domain containing 11. Gene Ontology annotation, biological process: lipid metabolic process. Gene Ontology annotation, cellular component: mitochondrion. Lineage: Eukaryota; Metazoa; Chordata; Hyperoartia; Petromyzontiformes; Petromyzontidae. Gene Ontology annotation, molecular function: carboxylic ester hydrolase activity. The record is from RefSeq and is a predicted model, not a curated record.
GGGCAGCGCGCGGAGUCUGGCGGGAGGCGAUGGCGGCGCACGGCGAUGCGAGGCCGGUGCAGCUGGCGUACGACGUGGCGGCGGCCAGCGGGGAGGGAGCCACCCGCCCGCCCGUCGUCUUCCUGCACGGUCUCUUCGGGAGCCGGGCCAACUUCACGUCGCUGUCUCGCGCACUCGCCCAGCGCACGGGCCGCACGAUGGUAACGGUGGAUGCUCGUAACCACGGAGACAGCGCCCACGCCCCCACCAUGAGCUACACGGAGCAGAGUCUGGACGUGCGAGCGCUGCUGACAGGGGAGGGGGGCCCCCCGGUGAGGGUGGGGGCGACCGGGGUACGAGGAGCCGGAGGGGACCAGCGGGAGGCAUCGGGGCCCCUCCCCCCGCUGAGCCCCGCGGUCCUCGUGGGGCACUCCAUGGGGGGCAAAGUCGCCAUGGCAACGGCGCUGCAAUGGCCGGAGCUGGUGGCGGGCCUGGUGGUGCUGGACGUGGCUCCGGUCCUCACGCGAGGGUUCACUCCGUUCCGGGACUUCAUCGGCGCAAUGGAGCGCGUGUCGUUCGCGGGGGCGCAGGGCACGCGCUCGCAGGCGCGUGCCCUCGUGGACUCACAGCUCGCCCCGCGCAUACCCGACUCAACCAUCCGCCAAUUCCUUCUCACCAACGUGACGGAGCGGCGGGCCGCUGACGGUGGCGACGGCGCGCGGUUUGGCUGGCGCGUGAACCUGGAGGCCAUCGUGCGACACAUCGACUGCCUCUUUGAUUUCCCGCGGCCGGCCGAGGGAGCCUCCUACUCAGGGCCCACGCUCUUCAUCGGCGGCGGCGAUUCUCCCUACAUCAGCCCCGAGGACCUGCCUGUGAUUGCUCGCUUGUUCCCGGGGGCGCGAGUGUCCCACAUCCCCGGGGCCGGGCACUGGGUCCACGCGGAGCGCCCGGCGCAGGUGAUGUCGGCCCUCACCGCCUUCCUGCAGCCCAGCCGCCUCUCCCUGUGGGGGUGACAAUAGACACAGGUCCCCCAGGUAGCCUGUCCUACGCACGCACAGCGACACACGCGCACAGUGCGACGCGCACACACACACACGGUGACACACAAGCCCUCUCGUCGUGACAGCAGCCGUAGCAGAGCUACACAUUGUCACUGAGCUCCUGAACCACAUCGCUGCUCCUAUCAUCCGCAAGAGUAGAAUACAAAUGCGUUUUAGGCCACCAUCUAUAGACGCUCAUUUAUUGGGUGAAAACAUCUUAAUGUAGAGAGCACUGCAGAGCUCAGGCAACUGUUGGUGGCACCGGCUCACCGCGUGCUGCUGCUGCUGCCUUCCAGCUGGGUGGUUCCUCAGCGGUCGUGGUGAGUCGUACCAUUUGCAUGAACGACGAUGACGAUGAUUCUGGUGAAGAUAAAAAUUCUACAUCGUCAGCCUCUUGACUCUCCAGACCAACAUGACCUCAGCACAGUCGGGCCGACCAGACACCGAAGGUCAAAACCGGUCCCGAAUUUUGGUCGGUUGAACAAAUGCUGCUGGAUAAAGUUGGUCUUGAAAGCCGAUGAUUGGCAGAUUAACUGAACAUUUCCGUUCAGCUAAAAUGUUUUUUAAUCUAGCUAAAAACACACGUAAAAUGUAACUGGUGUUGGCCAAACAACUCAAUGCUGAGAGAUUACCUGCGAAUGACUUUUAUAUUUUCUUAUAGCUCAAGGCCCACUGAGCUGUAUAGCUCUUUUUCAGAAGCGGCCUGGCCACAAAUGAGAGCUCAGCGAAGUGGCUUAUCACGUGGACAUUGAUAGCAGUAGCCAAAUACUCUAAAUGCACUUUGAUUCU